CCAAAAGCACUUUCGAGUUUUUCUCCUUAAAAUGUGUCCUCUGUACAUUAGUAUUGUGACUGAAAAGUUCCACUUCACACUCGCAAACUAGUCCGCACCAUAAAAUUUUCACACCAAAACGCGCGUUUGCUGAAGCGGGUGCAGUCCAAGCAAUCCCUUCCCUUCCUAAUUACUCAAAGCAAACCCCCAUCUCAUCAUCAUUUACAACAUCAUCAUAUUUAUUUUCCCCAUAAGUUAACAACUUCUUCAGAAACAGACCUUCCAACCUCAUCACCAUGAUUUGAUUGAUUAAUUGCACCACCCACAAUCAAAUUUAGCUUCAGCACACUGCUUCACUACCUUCUUCAACCUUCAACAGCAACAACCACCCAUUUAUCAGCUCCACCUGAAAGUCUCUGUCUUAUUCUCAAAACCCAAACAAAAAGAAGAAGUGACAGGAGCACAAUCCCAAUCUCAAUCUCAAUUUCUCAAGCAUGAAGCAAUUGCACAAGCAAGCGAGCGUGAAUCAAAGGAGGGACGAAGAGAUCCCAUCAAACCUAGCCUCAACCUACUCUCCCAAGGCUCUCAAACACCCUCGAUCUCUCCCCAGAUCCAUCAACUACCUCUUCAAAGAACAGAGGCUCCUCUUCAUCCUCGUUGGCAUUCUCAUCGGCUCCACCUUCUUCAUCCUCCAGCCCACCCUCUACCGCCUCGGCCCAUCUGACCCCAACAACCCCACCACCUCCAUCUCCAGAUCCUUCUCCACCGCCCAUGAUCUCGUCUCCAAGCCCACCCAUGCCAAGGUGGGUCGGAUCCCCGUUGGGCUCGGCAAGCGGAGGCUCCGAAUUGUCGUCACCGGCGGUGCUGGGUUCGUUGGGUCUCAUCUUGUUGACAAGCUCCUUGACAGAGGCAACGACGUGAUUGUGAUUGAUAAUUUCUUUACCGGGAGGAAGGAUAAUCUGGUGCACCAUUUUGGGAACCCGAGGUUCGAGCUCAUUAGGCACGACGUCGUUGAGCCGAUUCUGCUGGAGGUGGAUCAGAUCUACCACUUGGCCUGCCCUGCCUCCCCUGUUCAUUAUAAGUACAACCCAGUCAAGACCAUUAAGACCAAUGUGAUGGGUACUCUUAAUAUGCUGGGACUUGCCAAGCGAAUUGGGGCAAGGUUUUUGCUCACCAGUACGAGUGAGGUGUAUGGGGACCCCCUGGAGCAUCCUCAGAAGGAGACUUACUGGGGAAAUGUAAAUCCUAUAGGUGAGAGGAGUUGUUAUGAUGAAGGAAAGAGGACAGCAGAGACAUUGGCAAUGGAUUAUCAUCGAGGUGCAGAUGUCGAGGUCCGUAUUGCUCGAAUUUUCAACACUUAUGGUCCACGUAUGUGUUUGGAUGAUGGGCGUGUUGUCAGCAAUUUUGUUGCUCAGGCUAUCCGCAGACAGCCAUUGACUGUGUACGGUGAUGGUAAACAAACACGAAGCUUCCAAUAUGUCUCUGAUUUGGUCAAUGGACUGGUGGCAUUGAUGGACGGUGAACAUGUGGGGCCUUUCAACCUGGGUAAUCCAGGGGAGUUCACCAUGCUAGAGCUUGCUGAGGUUGUCAAAGAAACAAUUGAUUCAAGUGCGACAAUAGAAUUCAGACCAAAUACUGCUGAUGAUCCGCAUAAGAGGAAACCUGACAUUAGCAAAGCAAAGGAGCUAUUGAACUGGGAGCCAAAAGUGUCCUUGAGGGAGGGACUGCCUCUUAUGGUGAGCGAUUUCCAGAAUCGCAUUUUAAACGAAGACGAAGGAAAGGCCAUUAAUUAAGAAUGCGGAGAACCAGUAUGUAUAGUGUGAAGAAUGACUGUAUCUUAUCGAUUCGUUUAUUAUUGUCGUCCUUUUACAUUACUUGGAAAUUCAAGCAAAAAGCCACCGUAGGAAAAUGUAUCUGGUUAUCCACGGUGCCAGUUUAGCACAAAGUCUACAGUCAUUAGAUUUUGAUGGAAUUUUUUUUUACCACCUUUUAUGGCACACAUUGUGGUGGUGCAAGGUUGUACCUUCAUUUAUUUUAUUUUUUUGACAACUUUUUGGUAUUUUGGAAGGAAAAUCACCUCUCGCUUUUGGUGGGUAUGGUAAAGUUGAUAACAUUUGGUAUGAAAGAAAAG
Messenger RNA from Prunus avium (sweet cherry), 2110 nucleotides. Lineage: Eukaryota; Viridiplantae; Streptophyta; Magnoliopsida; Rosales; Rosaceae. The record is from RefSeq and is a predicted model, not a curated record.